Mizuhopecten yessoensis (Yesso scallop) is the source of this 4858-nucleotide messenger RNA. Its product is annotated as ecdysone-induced protein 78C-like. The record is from RefSeq and is a predicted model, not a curated record. Gene Ontology annotation, molecular function: sequence-specific DNA binding; zinc ion binding; nuclear receptor activity. The coding region runs from base 416 to 1825 and encodes 469 amino acids. Lineage: Eukaryota; Metazoa; Mollusca; Bivalvia; Pectinida; Pectinidae. The transcript is spliced from 8 exons. Gene Ontology annotation, biological process: regulation of DNA-templated transcription.
AGACCCACCAUGUUGAAAUCAUUUACAUAUGUUUUUUGUCUCGAUUGAAUUACAUUAUUAAGGUUUAUAAUAGAUAUUUUCAAAUGAUAGCGAUGAAAUGCACAUCUUAGACACAAGGUAAGCAAUGUCAUCUACCUUGCAUACUAAAAGCAUUAAUGGAAUUGACGUGCAUUCUCUUUGAAGCGGAUAUUUUGUUGCUCCACAUGAUAAAACAUUGAACAGCUGAUCGCCUUCAUGUCAGUGUAAAUGAGGAAAAGUCUCACUGUUUGUGAGAAACUCCUGUGAUUGAAUGUACAGAUAUUAUAUCAAAUGGACUGUGGGAGAUAUGAGGAUGAAACUGGAUCUUGCAAGAAACCGUCAUUUACCGGGGCCUUAUCCUUAAUUCCCGUUUACUGACCCAACGUCAACUGAGGCUAUGGAGGUAUCUGAGAGUGCUGAGGCGAGCAGUUCUCGGUCCGAUAUUUAUGUCAGGAGAGGAAGACUGACCUCGUCACACUACCUCAACCAGUCCACGGAUAUUGUGAACAGUCAGGGAUCAACGUCAAACAGUAUGGACUUCGGGGCAGGAGUUAUGGCUUCAAGUUCCAGUGGUUUCCGGGGGGAUCGGGACAUGAUUGACAGUUCGCACAGCGAGGACAUGUCGUUUACACCUGUCAAACACAUCAAAGAAGAGAAUGUGAUUCAAGCUGCUGCUGCUGACUCGAACAGUCCCAAACAGACUUUCGUUCCCUGUAAAGUGUGUGGAGACAAAGCGUCAGGCUUUCACUACGGUGUCACAUCCUGUGAGGGAUGUAAGGGUUUUUUCCGUCGGAGCAUACAGAAGCAGAUCGAGUACAGGUGCCUCAGAGAUGGGAAAUGCAUGGUGAUCAGGUUAAACCGUAACCGAUGUCAGUACUGCCGUUUUAAGAAGUGCCUGGCAGUGGGCAUGUCUCGCGACUCUGUGCGUUACGGUCGUGUACCAAAACGUUCCAAAAGCCAAGACGAUCAAUGUGUGACCUCCACAGACCAGAACCUUGAUCAGGCAGACUUGGAAAACAAACAGCUUGCCAUCUACGACAUCAUUCUCAGUGUUUCCCAGGCCCAUCAUGCUAACUGUACUGUGACAGAGGACAAGGUCAAACAUAUACAGAAGAAACAGUCCACUCUGAUGCAGCAGAUAACGAUACCCACCACCCCGGUCCAGUUUACAGACGAAGAGUUGGAGACCCAGAAACUGUCCAUGUGGCUAUGCCUCGCAUCUCUUAUCACGCCUACCAUAAACAGUGUGGUGGAGUUUGGCAAGCGUAUACCAGGGUUUUCUGACCUUUCUCAAGACGACCAGCUCAUCCUUAUCAAGGGCAGCUUCUUUGAGGUCUGGCUCACCAGAAUGUCACGCAUGUUCAACAAACAUGACGGUAUUCUCACCUUCGACGAGGGCAACAUGAUACAGCGAGAAGAACUGUCUGUGGUCUUUUCACCGGAGUUUGUGUCGUGUAUGUUUGACCUGGCUAUCAGCUUCAACCAGCUCAACCUUAACGACACAGAGAUUGGUCUGUUUGCUGCAAUAGUGUUGGCAACUCCAGAUCGCAGAGGUCUAAGUGAUAUGAAGUCUGUUGAAAAAAUCCAGGACAAGCUGAUAGAGGCCCUAAAACUACAAAUCUGUCGGAACCAUUCAACAGAAGAUAACUUGUUUGGGAACACCAUUGUGAAGCUUCCCCAGCUACGAUCCUUAGGGAGUCAGCACAAUGAUAUAAUUCAAUGGUACCGUGCCCAGUGGCAAAGAAUCAGGUUACCUCCCUUGUUCUCAGAAAUUUAUGACAUACCAAAACAUGCGGAUGAUUCUUGAUUAUGGUUCUGUCCUAAGCUGAUUCGAUACAGUUUAUCCUAUAUUGGGAUCCUUUGGACAGUUUUAAGAUGAACAACACAAUAUGGGAUCUCUCCAUGGAGAAAGACUAUUUCCUAACUUUGAGGUGUAUGUGCUAUUACCGAAUUGGAACUGUUAUAGAAGAUUGGGUUGGGUAUUUGUCAUUUUGAAAAUUGGAAUCAUCAAUGGAACCCCCAGAAGUUUGUUUAAUGUUACACUGAAAUGGCAAUAUAUCUAGUACAUAUUUAGCUAGUAUGUUUUUACCUGACUGGUGGACGCUGAUCAGAGGUUUUCACUGAAAAGUUCAUAAUCUACCUCACUUGUAUUUACCGAUUAAAAUAGUUUUCUCUUCCUGUCACUUUUUGGCAAAAUCUACCAAAGAAGUCGCUCACUAGGGCCUAGUGAGUAAUUCACAUCAGUAUAGUGCACUUUUACAUUUAGCCCAUUUGACCGUUGGCAGCUCAUCAAAUCUGGUUUUACAGUCUGACCAGGUAUAAAUCCCAGUGAAUGCAUGGGUGCCUUUUUCAUUUAAUUUCAACAUUAUGUUAUGAAAAAUGUUUGGUUCCUAGUUGUUACCAAAUAACCUUAGUUGUUGUGAAGAUUUUAAAUCAUUAACAAAUAAGUUCACAUUUGUUUCUUGCAAUAAUUUAUGUUCAAAAUUAACAAGACAUUUGUCAUCUGGUGGUUUUUUUAGUUAAUUUCAUUCAUAAUCUAAAGCAUCCUGAAAGUGAAAGGAUAUGACCAGUCCUGAUGGUUUUGACAAAGAAGGCCGUUCCACAAUGCCAAAUGCAGAAUGAGAAAUGCAAACCUGUCAAAUGCCAAAUGCUUAAUUCCAAUUGCACACAAUGCCAAUUGCCAAGCAUGGGCUGUUUCAUGAAAAAACUGAAAAGUGUCUCUACUAGCCCCAUUUUCCUUUUCCUUUAAAAAAUGAGGAUUUCAGCUUUUGCAUUCAGCAUAGCACAUUGGGUAUUUGAUGAUUUGCAUUUGGCAUUGAAAUCCAAUUUUAAAGGAAGGAAAGAAUGGGGCUAGCUAGUUGAGCAACUUUUUAAUUAUCUUCUCAUAAAAUGACUUAUAAAAAUUGAUUUGUUGCUUUCUACUUAAUAUAUAUAUAUAAAUGUAUCUCUCUUGGCCAUUGGAAAUAUGUGAUUGAAUUCAACCUUUUAAUUAGGCAUAAGAAUUUCUCUCUACACAUUUUGCAAUUGGCAUUAAGCAUUUUGCCUUUGACAAUAAGCAUUUCACAUUAUGCAUCGCGCAUUGCAUACUGGCCUUCUGUACAUAUUUGAUAAAAAACAACACCAGUCUCGGCUACAGUGUAGUUUCGUAGGUAACGUGUCAGCCAGGUCAAUGGAUCUAGGGUAACCUUUGUCCAGUCAAUGUGGAAGUCCCAUACGGUUCUAACAGCUGUCAUACUAUGCACAUCAGUACACUUGUCAUAUUAUGUGUCUUGACCCUUUUACCACUUAAGACCAUAUUGGACUUGCCCAGAUCAAUGCAUGGUAGAGUUUAUUAAAGUUACAUAGGGGUGAAAGGGUUAAACAAAAGUGGAAACCAGAAUCCAUGUAAACACAGGACUCCUGCUGAUACAGUGUACCUGUCAUUUUACUGAUGUUUGUUCAUCAUCAGAUUUUUUUAAAAGUUCAUUACUUACUGUAUGACAUAUCUUAUCUUCAAAAAAUCUAUAACACCGAUCAAAAUGUUGUAAAUCUUGAAUUUUGUUUCGUGACGAUGAGAUUAAAAAGAUUCAGAUGUGGAGAUAUGUUAAGGUCUCUGUAAUGUUAAAAACAUUCAAUACUGCACAAGGAUCGAUGUGGUGUGGUCGAGUGUCAAUCAUUGAUUUGUUUAAACCUAUGAUUUUUUUUAUGAGAAGAAACUUUAGGUAUAGCAUAAAUCAAAGUAGCUGGUUUUCCUAGCAUAGAUUAGAUGUAUGUAUUACGCUAGCAGAAGUCCUGGAACCCCCCUUUACACAUUUUGAUAUAUGCAAACAAGUGUUGUGGUCAGUUGUCACAUUUUACUUCAUUAACAACUCAGGUCUAACUAAGGAUUUGUCUCCGGUCACAUAAAGCAUUUGGUAGAAAUUGCUUGUUAUAAGGUCAGCAAAACUGGUCAGUUUUAGAAUUGAUACGCUCAGGUGAAAUUUUGCAUUAAUUAGUUGCAACCUCUGAUCAGCUUCCACAGUGAUUCAGCAUUGUUGAUAUUUCCAUAUCAGUACAAAUCAUUGCAUAUACGUGUGUGUAGCUAGACUCCAUGAGUUAAUAGUUUUCGAUGUAAGAAUAUUGUUGUAUAUAUACUGGUUGUAUAACAAACCAAGAAAAUGAUAUAGCGCUUAUUUUUUUAACUGCUAGAAACUUUUUAAGUAAUCAAGUUGAAUCAACAUUAAGUGUUUUCAUACUAUUGUUUGUUUUCCAUUAUUAUCAUGAUUGUUGUUUUUAAAACUGUUUUGUUUUCAAUUGCUAUUGGAUGAAAAUGAUCCGAUCCAGUGUAUGUAAAUAUUGCUCUCAAGUGCAAUCAUGUUUUACCUGGAGGUCGCUUAAAAUUAUCUUUACUACAAUUACCCAGUGUUUUUGUUGAUGUUUUUUACUUGUUUACAUAUUGUUUAUAUUUUGUUGUAUAUUUUCAGCUGUGUUAGGAACAUAACAAAGAGAGGAAUUACAUUUUUUGUCAGAAUCUGAAUAUUAUAAAGGAAUUGGAUGUUAACUUACCUCAAGUAUUUACGAUGAGUUUCAUACAUUGUGUGAGAUACUGCAACCGUUUGGCCAGUAAGAUUUAGGCAUUAUUAAGGGGUUUGGCAAUAUUUUCGAGAAAUAUAAAGGAAGAUUUGAAGAAAAUAAAAAAAAGUCUUAAAAUAUAUUCAACUCGGCAGUAAUUAAGCUUGGUGGCAAUUAAAGGGAGGGGCAGUAUAUCAAGGUCUUACUUUAUAACACAAAUAUCAAGCUUAUUUAAAUGAGAUGAAAAAAAGAAAUCGUGAUUCAUUUUGAGAAUUAAAAUCCUCUAAAAUAAGACUUUUUUUUUAAACCU